AUGGAGGUCGAGGGCUUAACGGACACUGGAGCGAGUCCUGCGAGUAGCGUCAUCGCAGAUUGCUUGCAGAUUGUCAACAAUAUGGUGCGAGAUAAUCUCAUGACGCAAACGUUGUUCUUGGAGCUGUCAUACGUGGAGUCCCACGUCCCGAGGAUACUGCGACUGUCAGGUAUUGAUGGAGGCGACGAGGAGGAAGAUCCCGCCGCGUUGACACGUAGGAAGCGCGUCUUGAAGCUGGGACUGCAGUUGGUCCGUUUCCUAGUCGCAGCGCUGUACGAAGGAGCGAAGGAGUCGUCAUUGGAUGAAAUGGCACAGCGCGAUCGAGCUCGUAAACAGCAAGAACUCGCGAGGAUACAGAGUCUGGUGGCUCGACAAGAAGCGCUGAUGGGUGCAGUAGGCGAACUGGUGUGUUGUCAUAGCGAUGCAUUGACGGAUUUACGACUACAAGCUCUGGAUCUGCUACGACUCAUGAGCGAACAUAAUGGCGGAGCGCAGAUGAUCCUGGUGAACCUGUACGCGUCGCCCUCAGGACGCAAUGUGUUGGCCGAGCUGGUGAAUCUCGACGUGGGGAAUGAGAGUGACGAAUCGCCUGUAGCUGCUGCGGCCUCUGCGCUUUUGGAUGCGCUAUUCGAAGAGAACGAGGGCGCUCGGAUGGCGGUACUGCAGCAUAUCCAGAGUCCUCCGCCGCCGCCAAUCUCUGCAGCUGGAGACGGGGGAUACGAUACAGUCCCGUCUUCAGCUGGACGAGUCUUACUGGACGCAUUUAUGGUGAAUAUUGACUACAUUUUCCAGUGCAAUGACAGUGCUAGUGUUGACACACUGAAUACCAAGCUGGUGGUGGCUUGGAAAGCAAGUCAUCGACUUACAAAUCUGCUGGCUGAUAGUUCGUACUGCAAAGAACUGGCUCUGCGUGUACCGGCCGAGUACGACGACCCACAAGCUCGUGGUGUGGCUGGUGGAUUGUUCCUUUCGCGCUGUGUCCGACUGUUACGAUCGUCGGAACAAGAGUGGAGUGCUGCAGUCCAGUCUGUUGUCUUUCAAGCCAAACUGUCGCUAUUAUUGCUGCUAAUCCGAUGGUGUCAUGGCUGUCCUAAGGCUGUCCGAGAGAUUGUUGGGUCCGUGACAAACUUGUCUGUACUUUUAGACUCUCUGUCGGAGAACCAGACGUCUACAUCUCAGCGAGGAGCAGCGGAGACUACGCAGUUACGAGGCUUAGUUGCACUACUUCUUGGCUGCUGCUUGGAGUUCUUGUGUGAAGACGAAGAAGAACAGGCUUUAAAGAUCGCAAACACGACGGUAGCAGCUGCUGAUGAGCUGCCAGGACUGCAGAUGACUCGAGACCAACUGCUGCAAAUGAUCAGCAAGCGCGUGGGUCUCGAGCGGUUCACAGACGCCUUGGUGCAGUUCCAGCAAACCCCUGCAAUACUAGCAUGUGCUAGAACUAGCAAGACUCAGGGCUCGCGUGCUUUACUGGCCUACCGGGCAACGUACGACAUAAGCGACGUCAACGCUGAUGAAGGAUCAAGUGAAGAGGAGACUCACUACUUGUUCCUGCUGUAUGAACGAGCGUUCACGAUCUUCUAUCGUGAAAUGGCUGAGCAAAUCCAGAAGCGCGUCAUCGCAAUCUACACUGGAGUCGAUGGCAGAUCUGCUCGUGCGUCUGGAGACUCCGGCGCGCCCACUGCGAUGGGAGCCUACCAGGAUCUAAUUCGCAUGCAGGAUAAGCAGAUCCAUGAUCUGCAACGACAAGUAGAAGAGCUCAAACAACGCUCACAAUUAGAGCGAGAAAAAGCGGCUUUGGAAGCUAAAAACGAGACAAUGGCGACGUCAGUUCUCGAGAUGGAGACUCGCGUGAAUGGACUUUCGAUGGCGUACGAGCAGCUGGAACGAGAGCAUCAACAGCUCACCAUGUUGCAAGCCGAAUUGGAUGCAGAACGAGAAGCCCAUCGACGAGUGCGUAGUGACGCUGCAGCAAGUAAAGGGAGUGUGACAAGUCAAAUUCUACGGGAGAAAAGUGACGUUGAACUAGCACACGCUCGACUUCUGAAACAGCUUGAAGAACUUCGUGUAGCCAGUGAACGGAAGGACGAACAGCUCGCUGAAUGCAACCAGAUGCUCGAGACGCUGACCGAAGGUCAAUCACUUGUCAAGACUGACAAUGAGAGACUGAAGGCACAGCUUGCUGAGGCUUUAUCGAAGCGUGGCGAAGCAUCAGACACUGAAGUCAAGAGCUUUGUAGACGGACUAAUGGAGGACAAAGCACACUUACAGCGUCGUGUUGAAGAGCUGGAAGCUGCUGCACGUGCUGCUUACGAGAAAGACCAACAGGUCCUUGUUCAACGAAUCCAAGAAGUCGAACAAGCGAGACGUGCGAGUCCUCCGGUAAAUACCGAGGAUCCUCGUCUAAAGGAGCUUGUGUCUACUCAACUCGAAGAACUGAAGGAGUUGCGUGCUCUUGUCGUAGAAAUGGAGUCGGUAGCGAAAGACCGAGAAGCCAAGGUCCAGCAGGCCUCGUUCCUGCAGGAAUUGGUGGCAGGAUACGACGUGCAGUCACGACGUGACAAGGAGAAGUAUAACGCGAUGAUCCGCGAACUCGAGGACGAGUUAGCUCGCGCGUUCUUAGACAAGAAAGAGACUGGACGCAAGGCGAAGGCGGCUGUGAAAGAACUGGAGAAUGAGGUGGCGCGCUUGUUCCUCGCUAAGGUGGAGCUUGAGAAGCAACUGGCAAUUCAACAAGGUGGAGAGGUCAACCCAGUGGGGAAUGACGACGCUCACGCAUCCUUGAGGAGAUCUACAGCGUCAGAUACCAGCAACGACUCGACAAUUGACGACUUGCUGGUGCUGGUGGCAAGCUUAGAGAUCCAGUGCUCAGUAUUACGCGAGACGCUGAAGGAAACGCAGGGUGAAGACGCCGCUGCUGUGGCGACAGAGCUGUCCAGACAACGUGGAGCUGUUGUCUCCGUCUAA
Molecule: messenger RNA, 2967 nt
Organism: Phytophthora infestans T30-4
Lineage: Eukaryota; Oomycota; Peronosporomycetes; Peronosporales; Peronosporaceae
Exons: 4
Coding region: 1-2967 (988 amino acids)
Biological process (GO): vesicle fusion with Golgi apparatus; intracellular protein transport; transcytosis
Cellular component (GO): ER to Golgi transport vesicle membrane; endoplasmic reticulum; Golgi membrane
Source: RefSeq, a predicted model, not a curated record